Messenger RNA from Rhincodon typus (whale shark), 5656 nucleotides. Its product is annotated as tsukushi-like. Bases 1605 to 2684 code for a protein of 359 amino acids. Gene Ontology annotation, cellular component: extracellular matrix. The transcript is spliced from 3 exons. NCBI's taxonomy places the organism in Eukaryota, Metazoa, Chordata, Chondrichthyes, Orectolobiformes, Rhincodontidae. The record is from RefSeq and is a predicted model, not a curated record. Gene Ontology annotation, molecular function: protein binding.
UGCGUUAGGGGCUGCUCGGUGAUUUGAGUCUCGGUCGCUGCUGCUUUUGUGUGGAGUUCUCUCUUUGUCUCUCCGUCUCUCCUCCCCGGGGUCAAGAAAAGGAUCAUCACCUCCGUUUUGCCUUUGUCCUUUUGAGCGUUUCCAAUGUGUACAUUUAAGGGGGGGAGAAAAAGGGGGCUGGGGUGUGGAGAACAAAUCUUCAAUCACAUAGGAGAGAUGCAGUUGGUGAUUUACCGCGGAGGACUUCAAAACAUUUGUGACAAACCACCUCAUCGGAGGAUGUCUUGUCCACUUCUGUAGAAGUAAAUGAUCACUGGAAUAAAAGCACGUGUUGUAGAUCUGAAACAAACACAAAUUGCUGGAGAAACUCAGCAGGUCAAGUUCUAUACGACUCCUCUUCUUAACGGUAACAAGUUUGAUCUGAAGACUGGCACUGCCUUCUCCUGCACACAACUAAAAGGAAAGUACUGCGGAUUUGACAUAAAACAGAGAAUGCUGAACAAAAAUCUCAGCAGCAUCUGUAGAGAAAUAAUUUGUUAACGUUUCGAACCCAACUGGACUCCUUUUCGGAUUCACACUGAAGCCGUAACUCUGUUUUUCUCUCUCUACAGACGCUGCCAGACCUGCUGAUUUUUCUCCAGCAAUUUGUUGUUUCACCUCACGCACAGGGGCCGUUUUUGGAGCGAAUGAAAAAAACCGAAUUAAAAGAAAAAUUGUCGGGGCGAUUAAACAAAACAAAGGGCUUUUGGCUGCGAUUUGAGUUUUCAGGGUAUGAUGGUAACCGUUUGAUCGAAUGGCGAGCAGACUCGAUUGGCCGAAUGGUCUAUUUCUGCUGCCAAAAUCCUUUGGUUUGAGUGUGAGAUUACAGGCGGUGUCCUGUAACGAGUGGGGAACAGACAUUGGUUCUGUGCUCUGAUGCACGUCUGGUCUAGCUACAUUUAUCGGAAGAUUCGUUUUUGUUACAGAUGGUAAUGAGACCGGGUAGCGUUUCCCUCUUCCAGUCCCUGAUCUGAGGUGUGACUGGGAGCUGUUCAGGUCAGUGGAUGCCUGUAUAAUCGCUGGGGACAGCAGCUAGGCUGCAGGGAGUAAUUAAGAGUGAAGAAAUCUGGUGCCAGGCAAGUCCACUUUGCUCCGUGGGGUUGUCCCCUAGAGAUGAUUAAAUUGUGAAAAAGCUGAGAGGUAAUGGCCAAUGUAUCUUUGCAAAGAGGGCAAGAAUCUUUAGUCAGAAGUCACAUGACACCAGGUUAUAGUCCAACAGGUUUAUUUAAAAUCACAAGCUUUUGGAGUGCAGCUCCUUCUUCAAAUGAAGUUCCGACUUUGUCCAUUCCAGUCCAACAGCGGCAUCUCCACAUCAAGAAUCUUUAGGGUUGAGUCUAAUCCUAUGCUGCCAGACCUGCUGAAUUUUUCCAGCAUUCUCUGUGUUUGUUUCACAUUCAACAUUCCCUGAUCUUGUCAUUGCCUGUACCAAAUCUGCCCGGUUUAUAAGAAGAGAGAGAACUGGAAAACAGAGCUGUGUUUGAUUAAACCAAGGAAAACCAUUAAAUAAUCAAGACUUUGUACUCCUGAUUUCUGUAAGCCCUGUCAUUAUUGGCACUGGGUAAACAAUGGCUUGCUCUGCCUGGUUGAUUUUUGUCAUGUUCCUCCUGUCCUGUGAUGACAGCCUGAUGACGUGCUUCCCAGGAUGUCACUGUGAAGUGGAAAGUUUUGGAAUGUUUAGUAGUUUCAGUCUGACUAAAGUUGACUGCAGUGGUGUUGGGCCUCAGCUCACUGGUGUCCCCAUACCAUUGGAUACCUCUUACCUGGACUUAUCUUCUAACCACUUGAAGACCAUCUCCCCCUUGAUGUUUACAGGACCCGGCUACACAACAUUGGUGAGUCUCAAUCUUAGCUACAACGAGAUUAUUGGCAUGCCAUCCAACACCUUCUCUAAACUGAGAUACCUUGAGACACUUGACCUAAGUCAUAAUUCCCUGGAGGUGCUCGAAGAGGGAAUAUUUUCAAACCUGCCUCUUGGAGAAAUUGACCUCAGUGCUAACAAACUGCAUGAUAUCAAUUUGGAUAUUUUCACAUCCAAGGGACAUGGAAAGCCCCUAAGCGUAGACCUUUCAGAUAAUCAAAUAACCACUCUUGUCCGAAGUCUGGAUAAAAGUGUUCCGAAUAUUUAUAGCCUGGAUUUGUCAGGAAAUAAAUUGGAGUCAGUGUCAACACGUUACCUUUCCAAUGUUCCACUACGCUAUCUUGAUCUGGGUCGCAACAUCAUCUCCAGUAUCCCUGAGAAUGCUUUCAUGGGACUGCAGGAACUGACCCACUUAUCACUACGCAAUCUUCCUGGACUGAAGGAAAUACCUCCCAAUAGUUUUAAGGGGCUACAGAAUUUGCAGAUCUUAGACUUGUCACACUGUAUGAACUUGAAAUUCUUAAACGUAGCUGUGUUUGAAGACUUGAGCGCCCUGCAGGAGCUCUACCUGGAAAAGUCUGGAGUUGCAGCAUUGUCAAGUAACAUUUUGAACUACCUGCCUUCCAUUAAAAGAAUCUCUGUUGGAACCAGUUUACUGAGAUGUGGGAAGACGGCAAAAGAAGGCUCAUUCCAUCGGCAGUUCGGCUUUGUUCGGAAGGAACAGACACUGCAUUGCUUAGAUAUUAGUGGGUCCUCAGACACUGAGUAUGUCUUGAAAUUGAAAUAAGCCAAAUCUUAACAGCAGUGAAUGAUGGGCCUUUAUUUUUGAUAACUGUGCCCUUCUCUUUGAAUGAAACAAUAAGUGCCUUCAUUUACUAAACUUCCUAUUUCCAAAAAUCUUUUAAGAGUCCCUGCCUUUAAAAGUUUCACUUUCUUGUACAAAUUUGCAUGUGUGGAAUUUUUGAAUGUGUGGAUGCAAGUUGGCUCCCUGUCUUUUUUAGUUUCAGUAUUCGGGGGACAUUCAGAGGAAAAUACACAGCAGUCUUCAACAAACACAAAAGGCUGCAUGAAUGUGCCUAGCCUAAUCUGACUUUCUAAGCAACCAUCUGUCUGAUCAAGCAAUGCUAUAGGUGUACCUUGCAAUUUGCACAAUAUCAUAACUGUGGGUGAGACUUGGAAAUUCCAAGUUGUGAUGGUGGAAUGGUGAACUCUUUCUUCCAUUCUAGUAUGUGCCAUAUUUUCAUCCAUCAGCAUAACAGUAUUCUCUUCUGGAAUAGAGUUUGCUUAAUAUUUCAGCCUGUCACUUAAACGGAUGAACUGUGCUACUUUGACAUAAACUGUUCGGGACGAGCUGCUGAUUCCAUAUGCUCAGCUUUAUUUUUCACCCAACCCACCCCCUUUUUCUUUGUUUUAAAUAAAUUCAGAAUUUAUAUGUGUAAUUACCUACCUCCACUUGGAUAUAAUAAGAUUCAAUAUGUGGCUCAGUAAUAAAACUGGGGCCUCCGAUCACUUUAUAUUGUACUAAUAUAAACUUGCUGUUAGUUCAACGUCUUCCACUUUUGUAUUGUCAAAUCUGAUUAUUGAUUUUUUUUUUCUUUCAAUAUCUGAUCAAAAAUUGUGACACUGUUUAAGGUCACCCUCUGGUAUCUCAUCCCCAAUUUGCCAUUCAUUGAGAAGAGAGCAUGGAUUGUUAGUGUGAGCUUUUUGGGCUAUUUGGCUGUGAUCGGGAAUCGCAGCUGAAUCUGAUCCCAUCUUCAACUAAUUCACAAGAUGUACUUUCUGGUGUGAUGUGUCGUUCAGCUGUGGGAGACAUCACAGUGAAGCUUGAUCCUGUCCUCAAUCAGCAUUCCAGUGGUCAGUGACAGGAAGCAGGAAUCAUGACCGCUUUCAUCUCCUGUUAACGUUGACUUGUGUAGCGUCCAAACAUAGUGCAAAUUCGAGCAGUUGACCUUAACUCAGCGAGCGGGCUGAUGUAUUUUAUACUUUAAACAGCUGAGCCAAUAGGGAUAGCAUAGAAGUUUCUUUUUCUCCUCCCACCCCAGCACCCACGUGCUGAUAGCUGGCUUCCCAGAAUGUCUGUGCUGCGCACUAAGUCCAUUAGUGAUGCACAGCUGUAGGUCUUGGCUCUGAUACAGGGUUACUCUUAACCAAGGCCAGCCAUUUGGAAAUGAUGAACUGAGCAGGGUCAUUCUGAUUUGCCCAAGCCAAGCUGCAACAGUCUUGCCUCAAGACAAACAAAGAUAAACAGUGAGUUCAUGGAAGCAGUUCAUUUUAACAUCCCAGCUGGGAGGUGUCCAAUUCCAACAUUAUCCCAUGAGAUAUGAAAUCAGAUUUUUUAAAAAAGACCUGUGCCAUUUAGAAUUUUGGCAAGACGCAUUUUGACAUGUGACUUUUUUGCUUUAUACUUCUUGAGUUGACACUCAGUGAUACAGUUAAAGUUUUAAUUAUUCUGGUUGUAGUUUGUUUCUGUGGAGAGUAUGUAACACUAGGUGUAACACUAAAGUGAGCCAUGCCUGUUAUUUGAAGUGGUAACUUGUGUUCGAGUUCCAUCCCAGAGACUCGAACUAGAUCUUAGCUGAGAACCCAUGUACUAUUUGGAAGAGGGAGUGGUGCAGGAGAGGCAUACUCACUGUCACAUAUAGGUCACUUAAAUGCUUUAACUAAAUCUUUUUGUUUUGCUUUAAAACAGAUUUUUAGUAAUGUUAGAUCCAUUUGAAAUUAGAGGUUUAUGCUCUAUGACUGAGGCUCUCAUCCAGGCUAGACUUGAUGAAAAGCUUAUUUUCACACACAUGGUUCUGUAGCACAGAUCUGCUUCUUAAGGCAUUGAUAUAUCGCUAUUCCUGGUGGAACGAAGUGUACAGUGUCAAGAGUAUAAGUAAUUACACUUGGUGUCCAGCUGUUGUAUCUGACCCUGUUGUGAGUUAAUAUUGAAUGCUUAAACAGACAUGAAAACAAAACGUCAAAACAGUACAAUUUUUGACACACUGACACACACACACACACACACCUUUUAGUGUUUUUGUUUCACAGUGCUUUAUAAAAUUAUUGAAAAACAAUUUGGUAAUUCCACAUCGUACCACACAAUUGAACUUUUGGAUGCAGGGAUGCUGAUUACACACUGCACACUUUGACAAUAAAAAAGAUUGGGUCUUAUUCAUUAAAUUAUAGGAGCCAUCUGUCUGCUGAACAUAGUGUCUCUGUCUAGCUUUCUGCUAAUCUCCUAGGAAGUUUCAUUUGAAACAUGGCUUAUAGAAGAGAACGCUUUUCGUGCAUGAAAGCACACUAUCAAGGAUGGCAGAUGAAUGGUAGGUACUUGGCUGCCUGCCAGACAAGGUCUGAGCACAAGGAAUCUGUACUUUCAGGAAUGAAGUUUAAAUAAGAGGAGGGGAAAAUGACCCUUGCCUUUGAGAGUGCUGGUAGAAUUACCCAUUUUUUUAAAAACUGGCUCUUUUUAUAAUUGUUAAUGACAUGCUUUCAUGGAUGUAUGUAAUGAUUUAUGAACACUAAUGUUGCCUUUGCAUUCCUGUGGUACGCAGAUGGACAAUGUGACAAUCAAAUCAAUGCUGGGACGACAAUAAAGGCUUCAUGCACUUGCAAACUGCCACAUGACACUACUAUCUGAGAAUUGCUGGGAUCUGUGUUUCUCAGCAUAAAUUUCACAAUGUUGUCUCGUGGCCAUUUUUAUGGUUUGUCUUGGUUGUAAUUUGAAUUCUGCUAUUAAAUAUUGAUGAAAUAAAUGAAUAGCAACUCUAUCAAAUA